Molecule: messenger RNA, 1383 nt
Organism: Penicillium roqueforti
Lineage: Eukaryota; Fungi; Ascomycota; Eurotiomycetes; Eurotiales; Aspergillaceae
Product: putative phosphatidylglycerol specific phospholipase C
Exons: 2
Coding region: 1-1383 (460 amino acids)
Biological process (GO): phospholipid catabolic process
Molecular function (GO): hydrolase activity, acting on ester bonds
Source: RefSeq, a predicted model, not a curated record
AUGAAGACCACCGCUCUCAUUUCCCUGAUCGGCCUGUCCGGCACCGCCCUUGGUGCCGCUGUGGACAAGCAUACCAGCACCCCCUUCGGCUACAAGCCUGGCUCCAAGGAGUCCAUUGCCAACAUGAAGGACAAGAUUGAGAACGUUGUCUGGAUCCUUCUCGAAAACCGUGGAUUUGACAACAUUCUGGGUGGAGUCAAGAAGCAGGGUCUGACCAACGUUGUCAACAACGGUCCUUUCUACAACCUGCAGAAUGUCAGCGACCCCCACAGCACCAAGUGGCCCAGCCAGUACAAGAACUACGACUCGGUGAUCAACGAUCCCGAUCACUCGCUCACUGGUACCAACUUCGAGCUCUUCGGCCAGUACAACCCUGACAAUGCCGCCAUUGCCAACGGUACUUUGACCCCCAACCUGUCUGGCUUUGUCGAGCGUCACAUGCUCGCCCACCCUAAGAUCUCUGCCCAGCGUGCUGCUGACGAGGUCUUGGGAUACUACUCCGAGAGCCAGAUCCCCACCAUUGUUGACAUGGUUGAUGAGUUCACCACCUUCAACAACUGGCACUCUUGUGUCCCUGGUCCUACCAACCCUAACCGUCUCUGUGCGGUCUCCGGUUUCACCGAUGGCCACGGAAAGAACGACAAUGAUUUCGAUGUCUCCGCCAUCGAGACCGGCAGCAUCUUCCAGACUGCCUCUGAGAAGGGCAUCUCGUGGCUCAACUACGACGGUACCAACGGUGCCUUCCUCUCCGAUGCCAUGUUCUUCGACUGGACCGCGAAGAACGCCAAGAGCAACGUCGUUCCCCUCGAGAACUUCUACCAGGACGCCUACUUGGGCGUCCUCCCCCAGUUGUCCUACAUCAACCCCUCCUGCUGUGGCCUGAACACCAACUCCAUGCACCCCUCCGGCAACAUCUCCUACGGUGAGGUGUUCAUCAAGCAGAUCUACGACGCCGUCCGCACCGGUCCUCAGUGGGACAAGACCCUUCUCCUCGUCACCUUCGAUGAGACUGGUGGAUUCUUCGAUCACGUUGCCCCUCCCCUUGCCGUCCGCCCUGACAACAAGACCUACACCGAGAAGGCCUACGAUGGCAGCUCUUACACUUUCAGCUUCGACCGUCUCGGUGGCCGUAUCCCUACCUGGUUGCUCUCUCCUUACACUCCCAAGGGCCACGUCGAGGGAUACGGUACCGACCCCGCCACCGGCAAGACUACCUCUUACAGUGCUACCUCCGUGCUCAAGACCCUCGGUCUCCUGUGGGAUCUUGAGGACAGCAGCCCUCGUGUUCAGCACUCUCCCUCUUUCGAUCACCUCAUUGGACCUCGCAUUCGCUCUUCUCCGAAGACCCUUGCGAACCCCCACAUCUUCCCCACUGAUGUUUAA